Messenger RNA from Nannospalax galili (Upper Galilee mountains blind mole rat), 5601 nucleotides. RefSeq names its product protocadherin beta-4-like. The transcript has a single exon. The coding region runs from base 2728 to 5091 and encodes 787 amino acids. Gene Ontology annotation, cellular component: plasma membrane. The record is from RefSeq and is a predicted model, not a curated record. Gene Ontology annotation, biological process: homophilic cell-cell adhesion. Gene Ontology annotation, molecular function: calcium ion binding. Lineage: Eukaryota; Metazoa; Chordata; Mammalia; Rodentia; Spalacidae.
CUUUUAAAGAAGAAAAAUAAGUAGACCCAAACAUGGUGCGUGCCUAUAAUCCCAGCACUGAUGGUGGACGGGAGAAUCAUGAACUCAAGGCCAAUGAGGGCUAAGUAGUAAGAACCUGUCUCAAAAAGCAAAUAAAAAUAAAAUAAAACAAAAAGAGAGGAGAGAGAGAAACUUGAACAAAUGACAUUGUAAAUCAAAAAACAGUGAGGAAAAUUAGAAAAUUACAGUAAAGGAAGGACACAAUAUAAAAACAAUGAAGAAAAUCAACUGAGUCAAAGGUUAAACUUUGUUCCAGAAAAAGAGGAGUCAACCAAAAUCACAAAUAACAGAGAGGAAAUUAUUACUUACCUUCUAGGGAAAACUGGGGGUUAUAAAAGAAUACUAUGAACAAUUUCAAAAACAGCAAGAAAGAAGUGAGUGACUCAUAACACACAAUCUAUUUGAAUUGUUCAAUCUGGUGUGGCAUUCUGUUUAGUUACUUUAUCUCUUUUAAGUCUGCUAAUCCCAAAUCGACAAUAAAGUAUGUCUCAUUUGCUAAAAAAAAAAGAAUAGAUUUUAUUUAAAAAAUACACGUAAGUCUAACAGCUUGUUUCCAAGGGAAACCAUAACCAUGAAGAUAAGAAGAUAGUGAGAUAAAUGGCAAAAGAGACAACCAGGCACAACUUCUACCCCAGGGAAAGAGAAUUACUAGAAAUACACAAAUUGAUCAAACAAGAAGUCAAAAUCUGAACAGACCUGUAAGAAGACCCUGAGUUAAUAACCAAAAACUUUCCACAAAUAAAGGCCCAGGACCAAAUUAGUUCACUGGUGAAUUCUAUCAAAUAUUUAAAAGAAAAUUAAUACAUGUACUUAACAAAAAUCAUUAAAAGGAAAGCAGCAACUAAUAAACUCAUUCUGUGACAUGCUAUUACAAAACCAAAUAUAACAAAAUUCCUUUAUGAACAUCGAUGUAAAAAUUCUCAACAAAAUGUCAGCAAACUCGCUCUAGCAACAGGUAAGAUUAUAAGGCAAGGUGGAAGAUCUACCCAGGAAUGCAACUGAUUCAACACACAAAAAUAAAUCAAUAUGCCUUAUGAGCAAACUGAAAGGCGAGACUAGACAAUUACCUCAAAAAAUGCAGAAAAUUUUUUUAGAAAAUCAUUCAACUACAAAAUGAAAACAUGGAGCCAUCUAUAUGAUGUGACAUUGCAUAUACAAAAGCACAAGGAAUCAACAAAAAUAAUAUUAAAAAACAAGUUCAGCAAAUUUGAAGAAUACGAAAUUAUUAUCCUAAAAUUAACUAUUUCUGUAUACUGCCAUUGGACAAACCCCAAAGUGAAAUAAAGAAAAAAAGUCCCUUUUGAAAUCAAAAGGAGAAAGAUACUUGGAAACAAAGUUAAUAUAUAGUUGAAUUUUAUACAGAAUAAUAGAAAACAUGAAAAUACAUUAAAGAAGACCUAAAUAAGUAGAAAGUUUUCAUGGACUGGAAGACUUAAUAUUGUAAAAAAUGACUGUAACUUUAACUUACGUACAGAUUCAAAGUAAUUCCCAUUAAAAUGUCAGUUUGCUUUCAUCCAGAAAUGGUCACAUCUCUAAAAGUUUCAUAUAAAAAUGCAAGGAACUCUCAAUAGCCAAAACAACACUGAAAAAGAACAAAAUCAAAAGAAUUGAAUUUCCUGAUUGUAAAGAAAUAUGCUAAGUUAGAAAUCAGAUAUUUGAAUAUUUGAUAAAUCAAGCACAUAAAUAUUCCCUUCUACUUAGUAUACAUGACAAAGAUUUGUUAGAAGUUGUGUUAGACUGCACCUCAAAUUUCUUAUGUCAAACUACAAAAUAUCUUAAGCUUGGAAGGAUAGGCAAUGUUAAAUUUUAGUUUAUUGUCACAGUGAGCACAAUUUCCUUUGCAUUUAAUUCAUUCAUAUGGUCAGCUGACAAAUCUGAUCUGUGUGUCUAUCUCUGUCUACUGGAACAUUUCAACAAAUAAUUCCUUCUAUAAGAAUUUAUAAUAAAUUUCACAAACCUUUGAUAUUAACCAUAGAUUGUUGGUAUUCUAGCAUUGCAAAAUAUCAUUAUUAUGAAUAUGAUUUAAGAACAUAACAACACUGGUUAAAAUCUAAUCCUGGGGAAAUAGCUCAGUGGUGCACUGAUGGCAAGUGUGAAACCCUCUGUAUGCAUACCUUCUAAUAACUACCUAAUUUAUCUUUCUCUCAUUAAGAAAUUAAUGUUUGAGCUGUAUGUUUACUCCUUAAAGUUAAGAACAAAACAAGACAUAUCAUUAUGGGGCUUAAAAAUACUUCCUUUUAAAAAAUGAUUAUUCAAAAUUUAAGAAUGUGUGGAAAGACUAAGCCAUCAUCUUGUUUUGUGUUCCCCGUUCUUCUAAUGGGCAGUGGUAGAAUAACCUUACCAAUUAUGCAAUUUAAAGCAAUAGCAACAUGGUUUAAAAAAACUGUAUACACUUUAAAAUAUGCCAUUCAUCUGGAAACUUUUAAAGGGUGUUUUGGCUUGAAUAUAGUUACUGAAUCAAUUUCUCAAACAAGACGCAGGGUGGCGCUGCAGGCUAAGAUUGUAAAUAGAGAGCCCUAAAAAUCUCCGGAAUUGCUUUUGUUGCAAGACAGAAUAAAACAAAGGCCUGAGCUUUGCAAGCAAUACAGAGCUAUGAAAGGGUUUGGGCCAGGAUACACUACAUUAAUGUACUAUUAAGAGCAAUUUUGUGAAGACUCUUCCAGACAUUUCAAACCUUUCUAGGACAUCAUGGAGAAGCAGGAGAGACAGUCAGGGAGAAUUCCUCCAAACAGGCAAGUAAUGGCUUUGAUUUUUAUGAUGCUUUUUGUUCAUGUUCUCAGCGAGACUACUCCAUACUCUAUGUUGGAGGAAACAGACAGCGGUUCCCUUGUAGCCCAUCUGGCCAAGGACUUGGGGCUGGGAUCUGGGGAACUGGCUGCCCGGUCUGCACGGGUGAUUUCUGACGAUUACAAGCAGCGAUUGCUACUGGAUCUUGAGACUGGAGAUUUGUUUCUGAGAGAGAAACUAGACCGGGAAGAGCUGUGUGGGCCCGUGGAGCCAUGUAUACUGCAUUUCCAGGUGUCUCUUGAAAGACCAGUGGAAUUUUUUCAAGAGCAAUUAUUGAUCCAGGACAUAAAUGAUCACUCUCCAGAAUUCCCAGAUGGGGAAGUGCUCUUGAAAAUACUGGAAAACAGUGAGCCUGGGACUCGGUUUCCAUUGAAAUCAGCCCAGGAUUUGGAUGUGGGCAGCAAUGGGCUCCAACAAUACACCAUCAGCCCCAAUUCUCAUUUUCAUGUGCUCACUAGAAAUCAUAGUGAGGGCAAGAAAUCCCCAGAAUUGGUGCAAGACAGAGCCCUGGACAGAGAGGAGCAGGCUGAGUUCAGCUUAACCCUCACCGCUUGGGAUGGUGGGUCUCCACCUAGGUCUGGGACAGUCCUGGUUCGAAUCCUGAUCAUGGAUGUGAAUGACAAUGCUCCUGAAUUUGUACACACCCCCUAUGAGGUGCAGGUCCUGGAGACCAGUCCCCCAGACUCCCUAGUCCUUACUGUCUUAGCCCAGGAUGCAGAUGCUGGGUACUUUGGCAAUGUUUCCUAUGGCUUGUUUCAAGCAUCAGAUGAGAUUCAACAAACAUUCUCGAUAAAUGAAGCCACAGGAGAAAUUCGAUUGAAAAAGGAAUUGGACUUUGAAAAAAUUAAGUCUUAUCAUGUGGAAAUCGAGGCCACAGAUGGAGGAGGACUGUCUGGGAAAGGCAUUGUAGUGGUAGAGGUGGUGGAUGUGAACGACAAUGCCCCGGAACUGACCAUUUCGUCACUCACCAGCUCAGUACCAGAAAACGCUCCUGAAACCAUACUCUGCAUAUUCAGAGUUGGAGACAGAGAUUCCGGAGAGAACGGAAAGAUCGUUUGUUCUAUCCCAGAUAAUCUGCCAUUCCUUUUAAAACCUACUUUCAAGAACUUUUACACCUUAGUGACAGAAGGGCCACUAGACAGAGAGAGCAGAGCUGAAUACAACAUCACCAUCACAGUCUCUGACCUGGGCACACCCAGGCUGAAAACCCAGCACAACAUAACCUUGCAUGUCUCCGACGUCAACGACAACGCCCCCGCCUUCAGCCAAGCCUCCUACACCAUGUACGUCCCCGAGAACAACAGCCCCGCCCUGCACAUAGGCACAGUCAGAGCCACAGACUCAGACUCAGGCGCCAACGCCCAGCUCACCUACUCGCUGCUGCCGCCCCACGACCCGCACCUGGCCCUCGCCUCGCUGGUGUCCAUCAACGCCGACAACGGGCAGCUGUUCGCCCUCAGGGCGCUGGACUACGAGGCCCUGCAGGCCUUCGAGUUCCGCGUGGGCGCCGCAGACCGAGGCUCGCCCGCGCUCAGCAGCCAGGCGCUGGUGCGCGUGCUGGUGCUGGACGCCAACGACAACGCGCCCUUCGUGCUCUACCCGCUGCAGAACGCCUCUGCGCCCUGCACCGAGCUGCUGCCCAGGGCGGCCGAGCCGGGCUACCUGCUCACCAAGGUGGUGGCGGUCGACCGCGACUCGGGCCAGAACGCCUGGCUGUCGUUCCAGCUGCUCAAGGCCACCGAGCCAGGCCUGUUCGGAGUCUGGCCGCACAAUGGCGAGGUGCGCACCGCCAGGCUGCUGAGCGAGCGCGACGCGCCCAGGCACAGGCUGCUGCUGCUGGUCAAGGACAAUGGCGAGCCGCCGCAGUCGGCCAGCGUCACGCUGCACGUGCUGCUGGUGGAUGGCUUCUCGCAGCCCUACCUGCCGCCGCCCGAAGUGGCGCGCCAGCCCGCGCAGCCCGACGCGCUCACGCUCUACCUGGUCAUCGCCUUGGCCUCGGUGUCUUCGCUCUUCCUCUUCUCGCUGCUGCUCUUCGUGGCCCUCAGGCUGUGCAGGAGGACCAGGCCGGCCUCUCUGCCUGGCGGCUCUGUGCCUGAGGGCCGCUUUCCUGGACAUCUGCUGGACGUCAGUGGGGCGGGGACCCUGUCCCACAGCUACCAAUAUGAGGUCUUUCUGAAACCCAUGGUCCCCAACCUGUUGCUUCAGGACCCUGGGAGAGAAGUUAAGGAAAAUCCCCACUGCAGGAAUAGCUUUGAGUUCAGCUAGUGUUGUAAAUGAUCCAAUGAGUCUUGUAAUAUUGCUAAAUUUAAUGCCUUUCAAAUAGGUAAUUGUAUUGAUAUCAAACUUCUUUUCCACUACUGCAGUGUCCAUGUCCCUAACAGCUCUCACUUCAUUUUUAUCAGUAUUACAUAUGCUCAGCAUUUCUAAUUAUACUAAAUGUUACAUAUGAAUUUUCUCCGUGUUUGAAGUCUGUUGGUGACUAAUAUGCUCAUAACUAUAAAUAAUUCAAGUAGCAUAAAAUUUGUUUUAAUGAAUUUCUUAAUGAAUUUUCUAAAUUCCUAUUAACAUGCACUGGAACAUUAAUACACAAAAUUGUGACCCUGCUGGUGGUGAGAAUCAGGUGUAUUGGUGCUUGUUUUGUUUGAUUGCAAAUGUUCCAAAAGUACUGAGGUUCAGUUUUUCAGGUGUCAUUUAAUAAAAAUUAAAGAGAAAAAUCUUAGUUUCUCCUGGCAUGUAACAAAUUAAUUCACCAAUAAACAUAAACCUUUUCAAAAA